Molecule: messenger RNA, 831 nt
Organism: Salvia hispanica
Lineage: Eukaryota; Viridiplantae; Streptophyta; Magnoliopsida; Lamiales; Lamiaceae
Product: large ribosomal subunit protein uL6m-like
Biological process (GO): translation
Cellular component (GO): ribosome
Molecular function (GO): rRNA binding; structural constituent of ribosome
Source: RefSeq, a predicted model, not a curated record
AGGUGGGUUUUGCAAAUUCCCCAAUUCACGAUACAUUGAAAAUGCUCUAAUUCUUCUUCUCGUCCGCUCUCCGACUGCCUCCUAUCGCGUAUCGCCGCCGCCGAGAAUUUCCUCCAAUUCAUACACAGGAUUCUAGUUCUCUCCCCAACAGGCAUCAUCAGCAGUCACAACUUCGUAAAUUUUUUGAUUUCUUCUGGACACUGUUGUUCAUGCUUAUUCUCGACUUGGUAGGUGAUUGAUAUUAUACAUGGAGGCCAAGUUCUUCCGCUUUCUUAAGAUUGUUGGAGUCGGUUUCAAAGCUAGAGCAGAGGCCGAAGGGCGUCUCCUGUACCUAAAACUUGGUUAUAGCCAUGAGGUGGAAUUGGCUGUGCCUCCUGCAGUUCGUGUAUUCUGCUUCAAAAACAACGUAGUAUGCUGCACUGGGAUUGACAAGGAUAGGGUGCACCAAUUUGCUGCUGCUGUUCGGAGUUGCAAGCCUCCUGAGGUUUACAAAGGCAAAGGUAUUAUGUACAUUGAUGAGGUCAUAAAGAAAAAGGAGGGGAAGAGAUCAAAAUAAGAGGCUCUAUGCUCUGCAUAUGCUACUCUAGAUUUUUAAUAAGUUUGGUAUACAGAAUUCGAUAUUGUUUCCUGGCUGACGGUUCUUUUUUUCAUUGAGGAUAAACUUUUAGAAUGUCUCCAUGUUUAUGAUUCAUGACUAGACUGUAUUAGAUCAAGCCUUUUAACAGGCUGUAUGUCUGAAGAUAUUUGACAUCUUUCUUCAAUCAACUUUGAGCCUGAAAGUGACUUGAAUAGUUGACUACUCCACAGGUUACAGUAUUUCUUUUGGUUUAA